Dothidotthia symphoricarpi CBS 119687 is the source of this 1098-nucleotide messenger RNA. RefSeq names its product glycoside hydrolase family 16 protein. Gene Ontology annotation, molecular function: hydrolase activity, hydrolyzing O-glycosyl compounds. Gene Ontology annotation, biological process: carbohydrate metabolic process. NCBI's taxonomy places the organism in Eukaryota, Fungi, Ascomycota, Dothideomycetes, Pleosporales, Dothidotthiaceae. The transcript has a single exon. Bases 1 to 1098 code for a protein of 365 amino acids. The record is from RefSeq and is a predicted model, not a curated record.
AUGUCGUUGCUUACCCUCAUCCUACCCGUUGCAGCACUUCUCCAACCUGCCCUCGCGGCAUCCGCCUACACUACUACCAACAACGAAGUCCCGAAAGAUAAUAAUGCCGACUGUAACUGUUACGUCGUCCAGUCGGGCGCCGAAUCAACAACGCCCUCGUACUUCCAAUACUAUCGCUUUUACGACUUCCGGAAUCUCGACAGCGCGAUGAACGAAUCUCCUCCACUUAUCAACGACACACAAACAGCAGGCACGUUGGACACAUGGCAGCCUGAAAUCUUCAACAGCGAUGCGUGGAACACAGACUGGAGCAUCCAAAACUGGAGCAAGCCCGCGACCGAUGACUUCCCGGUAAAAAUGGACAAUUCUCUCGCCAAUGUCUACAUCGGACAAGAAGACAAUACGUCCUGGCUGGCGCUCCGUACCGCACGCGGAAAAGACCUCCAGACAUCGGGCGAGAUUGAGAACAACCAGCGUAACCUCAUGCACGUCAGCAUGCGCAUGUACGGACGCGUUGUCGGCGAUCCGGGGGCCGUGGCGGGCUUCUUCACGUUCCACGACGAUGAUAACGAGUCGGAUAUUGAGGUGUUGACCAUGGACCCCAAGGACACAAUCCGCUACACAAACCAACCGUCCGUCGACAAAGAAGGCAACGGCAUCGAAAAAUCGUCACUAGCGCCUGAUAACCUCGCGUCUUGGAACGACUGGCAGACACACCGUAUUGACUGGCUGCCCAAGAACAGCUACUGGUACCUCAACGAUAAGCAGGUCGCUGCCAACACAUACUCUGUUCCCCGUAAGCAGAGCAAUUUGAUCCUGAACAUGUGGGGCGAUGGCGGAGAGUGGAGUGGAAACAUGACUCGGGGUCAUUCGGCGGAGUUCCACAUCCAGUGGAUCGAGAUGACAUUUAAUACGAGUGGAUCAUAUACUGGAGAUAAGGUCAGCAAGAGGGCGGACAAUGGCUGCAAGACGGUAUGCAAGAUCGAUGGGGUGAAGCAAGUCGGCACUCCGGAGAUCCAGAGCGCUGCUCCUGAUGUGGGUGUCUCUUGGGGGCUUUUGGUUGUUGUUGGAUUGGUCUCUAUGUUUGUUGGAUUUUGA